GGCCGCCGUUUAUAAACGCCACCGCCACAGCCGGCGACGUUUCAGUCGUUUUUUUGCCACGACCGGUGAGUAUCGUUUUGUUUCGCCCUGUUGUUCGAUCGACCAAGAUUUGCAAUCCCAUCGGGUGUUCUGCGCAACGAGAGCCAUGAAGCCUAUUGUUUUGUUAGCGUUGGUGGUGGUGUGCGCCCUCGCCUUAAUCGAGAGUACGAGCGCCGUGCCGACGGACACGACCACCACCGUGUCAACGAAACGAGUUAAAGAGCCGAAGGAGAUCAAGGAGACGGCAACCGCGUCGAAAGACGUGAAGGCGGCGAAAGAAGCGGCGAAAAGGAACAAAAAGGACUGCGCGAAGGAAUGUGGUCUCGAGUACGAUCCGAUUUGCGUGCACGAUCCGAACGACGCCAACUUCAAACCGAGGACGUUUGGUACUCAGUGCGCCCUGGACGUUCACAACUGCGAAAUGGGAACGAAGCUGGUGUUGAAGAACAAGGGCGAGUGUCCUGGAUCCGGCGGCGUGGUUCUCUCUUGAGGAACGAAUCUCUCAUUUUAUCCGGCUGCUCCGCUCACACACAAACAGGAAACAAACCCGCCAAAUGCUUGAACGCUUAUGCGAAGUCGCGCUUUGGGCUUUGGCUCUAGAUCUAGCUUUAGCGAGAAUCAAACACUCGAAUGGAAAUGAUACCGAACAAAAGAAAUAAAGGAUUUCGUAAAACAGA
Frieseomelitta varia is the source of this 716-nucleotide messenger RNA. RefSeq lists its product as uncharacterized. The transcript is spliced from 3 exons. The coding region runs from base 146 to 529 and encodes 127 amino acids. Lineage: Eukaryota; Metazoa; Arthropoda; Insecta; Hymenoptera; Apidae. The record is from RefSeq and is a predicted model, not a curated record. Gene Ontology annotation, molecular function: protein binding.